AUGCAUGCCCCAUCCGCCAUUCUCGCAUUCGUGUUAGGGCUAGCUGCUACGGCUACAGCGCACCGGCAGCACCUCUCCGCCCGCGAUCUCGCCUCCCAUGCCGCCAUCUCCAAGCGCUGCGCUGCCAAAGCCGGAGAGUUCACCCUCGCCCGUAAGAAGCGCUCCCUCGCAAAAAGAUCCAGCAUUAUCCCGCGCGACACCAGCGUGAAUAUCACCAUCGAAUCUCCUCACUACAGCACCAUUCAAAACGAUACGUGCGUGCUGGUCCCGGAUGUGACCGCCGGUCCAUAUGUCUGGCCGAGAUCAGAGACACUCAGGCAGGAUAUGCGCGAGGGUCAGGCGGGCGUGCUGCUGUAUUUGGAUAUCGGGGUGCUCGAUGUGAAUACAUGUGAGCCGGUGCCGAAUGUGUUGGUUGAUAUGUGGCACUGCAACGCAACGGGAAGCUACUCCUCCUUCGACGCUCUCUCCCCAAACAUCCCCUUCCAACAACUCCUCGAAAUGCUGAACAAAACCAUCGGCCCCAACCUCGACCUACACACCGGCGACAGCACCUUCCUGCGCGGCAUGUGGCCCACCGACAGCAACGGCGUCAUGGAAAUGGCAACCAUCUUCCCGGGCUUCUACGUCGAGCGUACAAUCCACAUCCACGUGCAAGCGCACACAGACUGGAUGGUCCGGGGCAAUGGCACUGUUGUCUCUUCCAAUAUCGUCUCGACGGGUCAGCUGUUCUUCGAUGAGGCGCUGAGCGAGCAGGUUAUGGCGCUCGAGCCGUAUGCGAGUCAUACGCAGAUUGAGAGGACGACGAAUGACGUGGAUAGUAUUUAUGCGGGGGAGACGGUGACGGGAUGGAGUCCCGUUGUGCAGGUUGAGGCGUUGGAUGGAGUGGAUGUGGCGAAUGGUAUGAUGGGGUAUAUUACGUUGGGGGUCAAUCUGACGGCGACGAGUAGUCAAGGGGCUAAAUUAGAUCAUCGUUGA
Trematosphaeria pertusa is the source of this 975-nucleotide messenger RNA. RefSeq names its product aromatic compound dioxygenase. The record is from RefSeq and is a predicted model, not a curated record. The coding region runs from base 1 to 975 and encodes 324 amino acids. The transcript is spliced from 3 exons. Gene Ontology annotation, molecular function: oxidoreductase activity, acting on single donors with incorporation of molecular oxygen, incorporation of two atoms of oxygen; ferric iron binding. Lineage: Eukaryota; Fungi; Ascomycota; Dothideomycetes; Pleosporales; Trematosphaeriaceae.